Messenger RNA from Cyclopterus lumpus (lumpfish), 999 nucleotides. RefSeq names its product serine/threonine-protein kinase pim-1-like. The transcript is spliced from 6 exons. Gene Ontology annotation, molecular function: protein serine/threonine kinase activity; ATP binding. Gene Ontology annotation, biological process: regulation of mitotic cell cycle; negative regulation of apoptotic process; protein autophosphorylation. Gene Ontology annotation, cellular component: cytoplasm. Bases 1 to 999 code for a protein of 332 amino acids. Lineage: Eukaryota; Metazoa; Chordata; Actinopteri; Perciformes; Cyclopteridae. The record is from RefSeq and is a predicted model, not a curated record.
AUGGGUAAAGUAUUUGGAAAGCUCUUCACAGCUGUGGAGAAGGAGGAGUUGCCUUCCAGCUCAGAGGACAUUGGUGUCGUCGCUGCAAGAUGGAAGAGGAAACAAACAGAAGAUGGGGAAAGCCUACCGAGGAAGAGAAAAAGCGGAAACACACCCGAGGCGGCUCUGAGCGAGGGAAGCGCUAAGAGGAAGGCGGUCGACGAUGACGGACCGGUUGCGAAGAAGUACAGGCUUCUAGACGAGUCAGACGUGUUUAAGGCCAAGUACCAGCAGCUGAAGAAACUUGGCCAAGGAUCGUUUGGAUGCGUGUUUGCUGGCUACCGCAGAGCGGAUAAUCUACCUGUCGCCAUCAAGCAUAUCGACAGGAAAAAAGAGUUCCACCUUUCCCAAGAAGAUGAUGGGUACACGAUCCCCAUGGAGGUCGAUGUCCUAGAGCAUCUACAGGCCAACUCAGAACAGCAUUCAGCACCAGUUCACCUACUGGACUGGUACGUUGAGGAACAGGGGCUGAUCCUGGUGCUGGAGAGACCGAUGCCGGCCGUAAACCUCUGCAACUACAUCCUAGACAAAGGAGGCCACUUGAAGGAAACGGAAGCCAAGAUUAUAAUUAAUCAGUUGGUGGAUGCAGCCAUUGACCUCCAGGAGAAUCACAUUUUCCACCGGGACAUUAAACCGGAAAAUCUUCUUAUUGAGACCUGCAUGAAGUCGCCGCGACUUCGCCUCAUCGACUUCGGUCUGAGCUGCUUCGUCGAAGACGGAGACACCCAUGACGUCUUUUACGGUUCUUACGUCCCCCCAGAGUGGUACAUUCAUGAGAAAUACGAAGCCGGACCCUCGACAGUAUACCAGAUCGGAGUGGUCCUGUUCCCCAUGUUCCACGGCGUGUCAUAUAGCGAGAACCUGUCCUUUGAGAAGCUGAAGAACGGCAGGCGGAUUUCCCAACACCCGGAUCAGUGGUUCCCCCUGGAGCAGCUGAGGAAUCACCCAUGGCUUAAAUAG